This is a messenger RNA of Eruca vesicaria subsp. sativa (arugula), 348 nucleotides long. The record is from the annotation of a GenBank genome assembly. Lineage: Eukaryota; Viridiplantae; Streptophyta; Magnoliopsida; Brassicales; Brassicaceae.
AUGGAUGUAUCUGGAAAAUCAUCAGCCAAUGUUAUUUACCUGUCUUCGAUACUGGGCCAUCGUGAUGGGCCCGGCCCGUGUCACAAAUGUGACUACAAAUGCGAGAACUAUAACGUUUUUGGGAACAUGUACCGUUGCAAGUUAACCGUGGCAGGAUGUUCCCGAAUCCCGCUCUCCUCGGUUGAGGAGCAGGCGGUUAGAGGAGUUCGUAGGAAGCUUGAUGAUGAGAGUGAGGCUUCUGAGAGCUGUUUUGUUAAGCGUCGUCGACGUUCUUCUCCUUUUGAGAGGUCUUUUGGUGUUGUGAGCCCGAUUUGCAGCCCAGCUGGAGAUGGAAUGGAGAUUAAUUAG